GAAAUAAAAGCAAAGUGGUACUUUGAAAAGGAAAUAAUGUUUUAACGUAGUGUUAUAAAUAAAUAGUCAAAAUGAAGAAAAGAAAAAAACAAAGCCGUGUUCGAGUCAGAUUUAAUAUAAAUACGAUGAUAAUGAACCGAGGGUCCAGGGAGGAGCUCUUGGGGAGUUCCCAGGAGGCGCUGAGGAAUAGCCAACAUGACCUGAGGAACGCCUAUGAGAGACCACUCACUAGGGAGGAGAAGACUUACCUUCUACAUGCUGAUAGGGGGGACUAUGCUACUGUUAAGAGAUUAAUAGACCAAUACGCCUCGAACUCUGAUGUUUUGGACAUAAACUGUGUGGAUCCCCUGAACAGAUCAGCUCUCAUCGCGGCCAUUGAGAAUGAAAACAUUGAGCUGAUCAAGCUGCUGCUUGGAGCUGGUAUCCUGGUCAAGGAUGCCCUUCUGCACGCUAUCAAAGAAGAAUAUGUGGAGGCUGUGGAACUGCUUCUUCAAUGGGAAGAAGAACAUCACAUUCCAGGAGAACCUUACAGUUGGGAGUCAGUUGAUCCGUCAUCAGCGACCUUCACACCAGACAUCACGCCCCUCAUAUUGGCGGCUCACAGGAACCACUACGAGAUACUGAAGAUCCUGCUUGACAGAGGUGCCACUUUGCCUGUGCCACACGACGUCAAGUGCGGUUGCGACGAAUGCGUCCAGUCUUCCCAAGAGGAUUCCCUGAGGCACUCCCAAGCACGCAUCAACGCGUACAGGGCAUUGACCUCGCCUUCCCUCAUCGCCCUCUCAUCGGCAGACCCUCUCCUGACCGCCUUCCAACUCUCCUGGGAGCUGGGGAGGCUGAGUCGCAUGGAGACGGAAUUCCGGGUGGAGUAUAAGGCUCUUCGACAGCAGUGCCAAGAGUUCGCCACCUCCCUGCUGGACCACACCCGGACUUCUAAGGAGUUGGAGAUUAUGCUGAACUACAACCCCUGGGACUUGGACACGUGGGAGCCCGGGGAACGACAGACCCUGGGCAGACUGAAGCUGGCAAUAAAAUAUAAGCAGAAAAUGUUUGUAGCACAUCCAAACGUGCAACAACUUUUGGGAGCGAUCUGGUAUGAAGGACUACCCGGGUUUAAGAGGAAAAACAUUGUUGGACAAUGUAUACAGGUAGCAAAACUGGGAGUGAUGUUCCCGGUCUACUGCACCAUCUACAUGCUGGCUCCAAAUUCGGAAUACGGGAGGUUUAUGAAGAAGCCUUUCGUCAAGUUCAUCUGCCACAGUUCCUCCUAUAUGUUGUUUCUCACUCUCCUGUCCUUGGCAUCUCAACGAGCGGAAUAUCUAGUCCUGGAAUGGUCCGGGAUCCGCUGGUUACAACAACUGGUAGAAUUCUGGAAAGAGCACGAACGCGGAUCAUUACCAGGCCUCAUAGAAUUCACAGUCGUCAUCUUCAUAGCAAGUUUAAUAUGGGCUGAAAUCCGGUCACUUUGGACAGGCGGUAUCACAGAAUAUAUUAGUGAUCUUUGGAAUAUUGUGGACUUCAUCACUAACAUGUUCUACAUUGCUUGGAUCAGCCUAAGGGUCUCCUCCUGGUACAUAGUUCAACGUGACUUCAAAAACGGGUUAGACCCCUGGUACCCUCGUGAAAGAUGGGACUCCUAUGACCCCAUGCUGCUUUCCGAAGGUGCUUUUGCUGCGGGCAUGAUCUUCUCCUUCCUAAAACUGGUGCAUAUCUUCUCCAUCAACCCUUAUUUGGGACCUCUUCAGGUGUCACUUGGAAGAAUGAUCUUGGACAUUAUCAAAUUCUUCUUCGUUUAUAUGCUGGUGCUAUUUGCUUUUGGAUGUGGUUUAAACCAACUGAUGUGGUAUUACGCCGAGCUAGAGAAAAACAAAUGCUAUCACACUGCCAAUGGUUUACCGGACUUUGAUAACCAAGAACGCGCUUGUACGAUAUGGAGAAGAUAUGCCAAUUUAUUCGAAACAUCCCAAUCGCUCUUCUGGGCGUCUUUCGGCCUGGUGGAUCUUACCACAUUUGAGCUCACCGGCAUCAAGAGCUUCACCAGAUUCUGGGCUCUCCUCACCUUCGGCUCCUACUCGGUGAUCAACAUCAUCGUCUUGUUGAAUAUGCUGAUUGCUAUGAUGUCCAAUUCAUAUCAGAUCAUUUCGGAAAGAGCUGAUAUCGAAUGGAAAUUCGCCCGCAGCAACCUCUGGAUGUCAUAUUUCGAAGAUGGCGACACUGUGCCACCACCGUUCAACAUCAUCCCUACUCCUAAACAUAUAGUGUGCUGGAUCAAACACUGCUUCGGUAGAAGAGAAAGAGGAUCCAUCAUAAACAAAAGCCGUGAGAAAGCGAGGCAGCAACACGAAGCUGUAAUGAGGGUGUUAGUGAGGCGAUACGUAACAGCCGAGCAAAGGGCCCGGGACGAGGUGGGAGUGACGGAGGAUGAUGUAAUGGAGAUAAGACAAGAUAUAUCUACACUCCGUUUUGAACUUAUUGAUAUAUUGCAUAAUAAUGGCAUGAAAACUCCAAGACUCAACAUGCAGGAGUCUACAGUGUCAGGCAAAAAAGGAAAGGUAAUGGAAAGGAGAAUACUAAAAGACUUCCAGAUAGGUAUAGUGGAAGGCAUAAUAAAAGAUGUCAUAUCUCGAGAGAGCAAACCUAAAGAUGUCUUCAGUCAAAUUGCCAAAGCUAUUGUGAGGAGAGGAAGUACUGACAGCAAAAAACGCGACUGGAACGCCCUUGUACGGACUAAUACCAUCCGACGGGAUCCUAUCGGCACCACGGACGCCCAGAAACGAAGCAGGCAGUCCCUCAGAGCUCACAUCCUGGAGAAUGUGUCUGCCAGGACCAUUGACCCCCAGAAACUUCUCGAAUUCAAUCCUAAACUCUCGGGUGUCACUCCAACAACUAGAGUUGCUUACGCCAAAUUUAUGAGGAGCAAGAUUAAGUCUGACUUCACAGCUCGAGAGAUCAGAGGGGGCAGCUCUAUAGGCGACCUGAGUUUGGAAGACGAGGUCUUUGAAACCCCAAAAAGAGAGUUGAGGAGAAGUCGUCGAUCAUUCCGUAGCAGAACGCCUAUACCUGAGAAUUCAGAUGAUGAAACACUGAAUGACCAUGAACUACAAGUGGAAGCCGAAAUAGAAGAUAGAGGGUCCGAAGGAGGAUGCUCAGAACAGACUAGGCCAUUGAAAUCAUCAUCUCAAGAACCUUCUGAACCAAGCACCCCAGCUUUCGACCCUAUAAGCGACAGACGGUUCACUCCACCAUCUCAAUUCGGUUCAAAAGAUCAUAUCAUCCAAAUAGACGAACCGGAAUCCCCAACAAAAACUUUAUGCAUGACAAAAGAAGAAGAUUCCACUUUACAAAAACCUAUAACUCCAAGCCCCAGUAUUCGUUCGGAGCAAAUUUUAUCUGCAUCUGGUCUAGAGGAACAGUACAAGAACAUGACAAUACCUUUACCAGAAACAAAGCUUAGUCUGACCCCAGAGCCGGAAAUAUCCACAUCUGAAUCAAGAUCAGCAUCAGCUUUAGGAACUAGACCUCUUGCGCAAUCUGUAUCACCAGCACUUGAAUCUAGAGCAACUUUAGAACCUAGACCUGCAUCUAGGUCUUCUAUAAGUAGUCCAAGAUCAGCCCGAGUAAGUCCAUCGCCUUCUCCAACUCCUUCUACAACUGAAAGAGGAAAAUCCAAGGUGACAGGUAAAAUGGUUUCUGGUUGGCUAUAAAGUAUACCAAAAUGUAUUACCAAAGAUGAUUCAAGUACUAUGUAGCUCAACUUCUUAUAGUAGUGUGGGUCAAGUAGAAACUGUUAGCUACAACUAAUAUUAUAUCUAUAGCUACAACCUAAUGGGCAUGGCCUUGGAAAUUUCGCAUUUAUCUUUUUAAUUAUUAAGAAAAAAUCGUAAUAUUUGAUAAAGUGUGUUGGAUACCAAAA
Molecule: messenger RNA, 3913 nt
Organism: Amyelois transitella
Lineage: Eukaryota; Metazoa; Arthropoda; Insecta; Lepidoptera; Pyralidae
Gene: trp
Product: transient receptor potential protein
Exons: 21
Coding region: 72-3704 (1210 amino acids)
Biological process (GO): manganese ion transport; regulation of cytosolic calcium ion concentration; calcium ion transmembrane transport
Cellular component (GO): membrane; cation channel complex
Molecular function (GO): inositol 1,4,5 trisphosphate binding; protein binding; store-operated calcium channel activity
Source: RefSeq, a predicted model, not a curated record